Molecule: messenger RNA, 386 nt
Organism: Elaeis guineensis (African oil palm)
Lineage: Eukaryota; Viridiplantae; Streptophyta; Magnoliopsida; Arecales; Arecaceae
Source: RefSeq, a predicted model, not a curated record
CUCUUCGCACACCCAAAAGAAGAUCAAGCUCAUCCACUAAUUCCACAUCCAUGGAAGCAGCAAAGAAGGGCAAGAUCCUAAUCAUCGGAGCGACGGGGUACCUUGGAAAGUACCUCACUGAGGGGAGCUUGAGAUUAGGUCACCCUACCUUCAUUCUAGUGAGGGAAAGCACCAUUAACACUAAUUCAGAAAAGGCCAAGGUCAUCAAAGAUUUCAAAGAUGCUGGAGCCACUGUGCUCUAUGGAGAUUUGCAUGACCAUGAGAGCUUGGUGAAGGCAAUUAAGCUGGUGGAUAUCGUCUUCUCGACGAUGGGCCAUGAGCACCCAGAGCAGCUGGCGAGUCAAAUUAACAUCGUCUCAGCCAUUAAAGAGGCUGGAAAUGUGAAG